AUGGGCCUUCCGAUGGCUUCCCUGGACCCCAAGGUCCACACUACUGCGGCGUGGGAGCAGACCGCCUACGGCAGGGAUAUUGUGGAGGCUCACCACCAGGCCUGCUUGCACGCUGGCAUCAAGAUCGCAGGGACAAAUGCCGAGGCCGUGCCCGCCCAGCGGAAAUUCCGAAUAGGACCCUGCGAAGGAAUCGAAAUGGGAGAUCAUCUCUGGGUGGCCCGUUUCAUCUUGCACCGAGUGUGUGAAGACUUUGGAAUGAUAGCAACCUUCGCCCCCAAGCCCAUUCCUGGGAACUGGAAUGGCGCAGGCUGCCGCACCAACUUCAGCACCAAGGCCAUGCGAGAGAACGGUCUGAAGUACAUUGAGGAGUCCAUCGAGAGGCUGAGCAAGCGCCACCAGUACCACAUCCGAGCCUAUGACCCCAAGGGGGGCCGGGACAAUGCCCGGCGCCUUACUGGAUUCAACGAAACCUCCAACAUCAAUGACUUCUCGGCCGGCGUGGCCAACCGCAGCGCCAGCAUCCGCAUCUCCCGGGCUGCGGGCCAGGAGAAGACUGGCCCCUCUGCCAACUGUGACCCCUUCGCGGUGACGGAAGCCCUCCUCCGCUCGACCUUCUCAACCAAACUGGCAACUGGCGACGAGCCUUUCCAGUACAAGAACUAA
Molecule: messenger RNA, 663 nt
Organism: Pipistrellus nathusii (Nathusius's pipistrelle)
Lineage: Eukaryota; Metazoa; Chordata; Mammalia; Chiroptera; Vespertilionidae
Source: the annotation of a GenBank genome assembly